Messenger RNA from Polypterus senegalus (gray bichir), 1425 nucleotides. Its product is annotated as U8 snoRNA-decapping enzyme. Lineage: Eukaryota; Metazoa; Chordata; Cladistia; Polypteriformes; Polypteridae. Gene Ontology annotation, biological process: mRNA catabolic process; sno(s)RNA catabolic process. Gene Ontology annotation, molecular function: snoRNA binding; phosphodiesterase decapping endonuclease activity. Gene Ontology annotation, cellular component: nucleus. The record is from RefSeq and is a predicted model, not a curated record. The transcript has 3 exons. The coding region runs from base 856 to 1344 and encodes 162 amino acids.
CACAGAUUCUGAAAGAAAAUUAAACUGAGUCUGUGAUCCUUGCACUUUGACUUCCCUUUUCAUGUUUGGCUUGAGUCAGCAAAUAUACAUAAAUUUGCUGGAAUAUAAAAGGAUUAACAGAGACAAUAAUGGCGUUUUCACAUCUAGUUCAUUUGAUGUGUUUUUCUUGUGUUUUUAUUUUUUAAACUUUGGUCAGAUUGUUCCUAUAGUCCGGUUGAUUUAAGUAGAUGUGAACAUGCCAAUCACAGUAUGAUGCUGCCCAACCAGACUGAGACACUGGAAAGAAUGGUCACAGUAAGGUAGCAAGUGAACCCUUGGAUACUGGGUCCUUAGUUGUGAAAUUGUUUGGCUGCAGGUAAGGAACGCAUUGAAAGAUGCUGCCAAUUUCUUCCAUGUUAAAUUCCUAUGGAGUGCAGUGGAACUAUCAUAUCAAAUGAGAUUUGUCGCAUAUAGUUACAAACAUAGUGCAAGUUAAAGCGAAAUGCUUAGUUACUGACGCUCAAGAAAAUUAGAAAUAUAAAAAAAACAACAAUCCGGACAGACGGUUUGGAGUGACGGGCGCAAUUAUGUGGCCACUACAUCGAUCUGUAGUGCUGAAAGAAGGAGUGGAGUCAGAAGACAAUGCUCUCGAUUUACCAAUCGUUCUACGUACCUCCAUUCACUUAUGGUAAUGAUCGAACGAAAGAUUGCUGGUAAAAGCGACCGACGUGAGCGGCUGCAGCAGAUAUCCGGGAAAGGCUCGGAGUAGAGUAGGUGACAUUUCACGUGCCUCCUGGUAGAUGUUUGGAAGUUUUACCAUCUGGGAGGAGACCCCAGGAAAAACCCAGGGCUCGCUCGGAGGAAUAUAUAUCUCAGAUGGCAAUGGAACACUUUGAGAUCCCACAUAGUUGGCAAAUGCAGAUGCGCUUUGAUGGACGUAUCGGAUUUCCUGGUGGCUUUGUUGAUCUUCAAGACUGCAGUUUAGAAGAUGGCUUAAACCGUGAGCUUUAUGAAGAGGUGGGAUGUACACUUAGGCUAUCCGAUGCUGACCACAUGUGCUCACAUGUCACAGACACACCACAGAAGUUGGUGACACAUUUUUACACCAAAGAACUAAGUCUGGCUGAGUUGCAGCAGGUGGAAGCAGGUGCAGUUUCUGCCAAGGAACAUGGACUUGAGUCAAUGGGCCUGAUACGUGUGCCACUGUUUACUCUGCGGGAUGGAGUAGGUGGUCUGCCAGCAUUUCUUUGCAACAACUUCAUUGGUAACGCCCGGGAUGAGCUGGUUGAUGCUUUAAGGCGUUUACGUCUAAUAAAUGAAGAUCGAUUAGCAUCUGCUCUGGAAGUCAGUCACAAACAGAAAUGAGUUCUGCUUUAAAACAGUCAACACUAACAUGAUGACACAGAGACUGGUACCUUCCUUGUUUUAUGUAGGUGUACGUUUAAA